Molecule: messenger RNA, 426 nt
Organism: Hirsutella rhossiliensis
Lineage: Eukaryota; Fungi; Ascomycota; Sordariomycetes; Hypocreales; Ophiocordycipitaceae
Product: membrane magnesium transporter domain-containing protein
Exons: 2
Coding region: 1-426 (141 amino acids)
Biological process (GO): protein folding in endoplasmic reticulum
Cellular component (GO): EMC complex
Source: RefSeq, a predicted model, not a curated record
AUGACGUGGACCUCGCGGUCCGUGACUGUGGCGGGCCUUGUUCUCCUGGCCCAUGCUUGCUACUCGGCGCAGGAGCACGCCGUUCUAUACUCGACCUUUGCAAAGCAUAUGACUUCCUCCCAGCAGCGCCAGCCUGGAGUUUCACUCCCGAUUGACAUCUGCAUCGAGACCGUGGCAGCAACACUCAUCAUGUGCCUGGGCCUGGUACUCGGCUCCCAGACACUACGCCCCAUUCAGUGGCGCGUAUGGGCCGGUAAAAUCGAGCGAGAAGGCGACGCCGGCUUUAUCGAUGGCUCUGGAGAGGUCGACAAGGAAUAUCGCGGAAGUCCAUUCGGCGCCUUGGAGAGUCGGCCCGGGUUCGUGGACAUUCGCAAGCAACAACGCGAGUUCGCCCAGUGGGUAAAGAAUGGAGGCAGCGGCAAAUAG